UCUUACUUUUCAUCUUUUUAUUACAAAAAAAUGGAAAAAAACACAGAAAAAUAUUACGACUUUUCACAACAUAGCUACUGUAUCACUUUUGGUUUCGACCAGGAUCAAGUAUAUACAGACUGUUUUUUUAAUGGAUACAAAGAGGAGUCUAGUUCAUAUUGCAAGCAGAAAAGAAGAGCAUCUUUAUUAUACUGUCCCUCGACUGGGCAAAUUUUAGACUGGGGAGACAAAGCUGAUAAAAGAAACCAAUCUGACGAAAACGAUCCUGACACUGUUUACAUCAAUAAUAUUUUUACCGAGCUUAUUGAAGUACACAGGAAAAAGAAUUUUUUUUCGUGUAACGAUUUUGAUGUACAUGAUAAUACAGUGAUACAUGCAGUGCAACUAUUUUUAUUAAAGGUGACAAACAAGUAUCAAUCGCAAAUGGGUGGCAUGAAGACAUCAACGUCCCCGUCUCAUUUUGCUUUUUUCCUUCCCACAAAUUGUGAUGAUCGAAUACGAGAAGAUCUUCUUCGCCCGCUUUUCAUUCAAGCUGGACUGAUUAAAGAAACUGAUCACCACAGUCGUUUGCUAUUUUUUACACAGAUCGAAACAUCUUUUGGAUACAUACAAUCUCUUAUCAGUGAUGAGGAGCGAUUAUUAAAUACAAGAAUAGAAAAUGGCAAACAGUAUGUUAUGUGCGGAUUAAAGUUUACAGGGAAAAAGGUUACUGUCAAUAUCGAUUUAUUUACAGCUCAUUAUCCUCCUGCGACGGCGAUCAAAGAGUAUUUUGUCACUGAAUUUUUAAAGUCUAUAUGCUUCAGCACUUUAAUUGACCCCCGGAUAGAAAUUGACAUAGAAAGCUGUCUAAAGUUAAAAGGAUUCGAUACAUCAGCAGUAGGAACAAGAGAGAUCUUGGAUACAUUGAUACAUGAGUAUAAACUUCAAGAGUUUGUUUGUUCAAAAGAUGAAAAAAAGCAUGCACACAUUCAUGAGCAUAUUCAUUUAUAUCAACCCUUCCAAAAAAUAUCUUUUAUAGGUGAUUUAAAGCUGACUGAAGACAAGAUAAACAUCAUACGAUCAAUCACCAUGGAAGAAAUUCAUGUCAGUACAUUUGACAUAAUCAAAACAUUGUUUAUAAACAAUCUGAGCACUCUGUUGUAUUAUUAUGGCGAUAAACUACGCACAUUGAUUCUUAUGCUACAUGAAAUACAACCCCCUUCUACCCUCCAUUAUGAUUAUACCUUUGACGGUUUUAUCUCGUGGAUGAUUUUCAAUUGGUUAAGAGGAUUCUUGAAAGAAUAUGGCGUGACGCAGCUUAACUAUAACAUGAUGACGUUUGGACACAAUCAACAUCUUAGUUUGAUGUUUCCUUGGAGUGAUAUGCUGGAAGGGAACAACUUAUUGAUAAAAGACCAGAUUCAACUAUCAAACACACGUAGACCUCCGUCAAUUAUACCAAGCCUCAAAGUGGUAUCCUCUCCCUCGCCUUCCAUAACGCCAUCGGCAAACCCCGACAUAGACAAAAUUGUUUAUAUUUAUAUCUCCUCCCAGAAAGUCAAGUUGUCUUGCGCAUUACUUGGUUUAGAUAACUGCGUUACAAGCGCUUCUGAAUAUAGCUACUGCAAUAUACCACCACUGGAUAAUUUUUUCGUUCGAUUGGCCUUGCACCAGCGCCCAAUACUCCGUAUCACUAACAACAUGAAGUCAUAUAUCGAUAAAGCCUUUGCCGACAUUUUAAAUGCAAAGAUGAACUCCGAUGGACAAUUAACCGAGGAUAUCUUGCUCAAAAUUCGGACGAGAAUCAGCAUAUGUCUUGACAAGGAUGAAUUACGUGAUUUUUUUGUUGGAUCAGGUACGCAUUCACCCAGAUCAAAUACUCAGAAUCCAAUAGUCUUUGUAACCCUGGGUCAACCAUACUACAGUCACCUGUUUUUGAUGAUGUAUCUUGCUCAACUUUUCCAAUUUACAACAAGUCUAUCAUGUAAAGCCAAUGAAUGUGACGGAAAAAAUGCUGGUUAUGUCAUGUCUGUAGAAAAAAAUCUUCUGGAUGAUAUAUUCGGCUCCAAAAUGCAGCUACGAAAGAUGUUAUUUGGGAGCAGCAUCGUGCAAGAAGAAGAUGAUCAUACCAAAGUACGAGUUGUAGUCUUGGGAGAAGGGAUUUUACAAGCAAUUCAGUGUAAGCUGAACAUAGACCUGGCACUAAAAUCAUAUUUCGUGGUAGCCCAAUUGCAACCAACGAACGUAUACGUAUCUUUAAAUCAAGUGGUUAAAAUAGCAUCAUCUGAAGAAGAUGUAUCUGCUAUUAUAGUGAAGGAUAAAUUAGUUCCAUUUGAAAAUGUUAUUCAUACGCUGUGUAAAACAAUCUGGAAUCAUUUUUUGUCAACCGGUACAAUCGACUAUUGUCCGUUACACAAAAAUGAGUAUAGUAUAGAUUGUAACUUGUUUCAAUCAAAAAAUUAUCAUCAUGCUUUAGAAAAACUGAACCACCACCUUGUUACAAUUUUUUUAUCACCCAAAAUAGAUUUGGCAAUGGAUGGCAAAACCAAGAUAAAUAUUAGUAAUGUUUGCCACUGCAGCAUACAUCUAUCUCUUCGUAAUCUUAUUGAGAUUGGACUGAAGCCAUUAAUACAAACUAUUGCAACAUCAAUAACAGCAUUUAUGGAAAACACAACAUUAUUUAAAAACUAUGCCGUGGAUUAUAACUUCGUUUUGGGAAAUUUAUUCAAUAUUGCACCAGAUUCGCAACUCUAUACGGCUUAUGUAAAUCUGCUUCAGGAGGCUCUCGAUUCAAGUAUCGAGUUUACAGAAACAGAUUCCCAGGGUUUUGUUCUGUCAGAAUCAAUUUACCAGUUAUUACAACCCACCGCGCAUAGAAAACCUUACAUGUACGACAGUUUCAAAUUCGGAAUGCUACAACAGGUAUCAAAAGAAACUUAUGGGAUCUAUUUGAAUGAAUUUUAUGAAAAUGGUAGGAGGUAUGGUAGCAAUCAAACCAAGCUUUAUCCAGCCUGUGAUGACAACACCAUUGUCGGUGGUAAAGAUUCGGCUUUGGUUGUACUUCGCAGGGGACAGUCAGUUGAAGACCCAGUUCACACAAUAAAACUGGAUCUCAAAAAACGCGAGGAAGAGAGCGAAGAUGCACUUGAGUAUUCUUUGGAUCUUGCCCUGGUCAAGCUCAAACCGCAAGACCAUAACAACUCGAAAGACAUUGUCUCUUUGGUUGAACAGCCUUACGACCGAAUAUUUUUUUUCUUACUUGAGACUGACAAAAGAGUAUUUCAUACUCAAAUUAUAUUAGAAAUGAAACAUCUAAAUGAUACCUCUUCUGUCCAAUUUUCGUUAAGAAUGACAGGAGAUGGUGACAUUUCUGAAGACAUAAAAAAGUGUGUAGUUAUUGGUGAACAAUUGACUAUCGCUUAUUUUUAAAUCAAUAUAGUUAUUUGGUUCAAAACAAACGCAUAAUUUUUAUUUACAUUAUAUUUAUACAAUUUCAUGAUAAAAUGAUUUAAUUUACUAAGACGUA
This is a messenger RNA of Mucor mucedo, 3505 nucleotides long. RefSeq lists its product as uncharacterized. Lineage: Eukaryota; Fungi; Mucoromycota; Mucoromycetes; Mucorales; Mucoraceae. The record is from RefSeq and is a predicted model, not a curated record. The transcript has 8 exons. The coding region runs from base 31 to 3408 and encodes 1125 amino acids.